Branchiostoma belcheri (Belcher's lancelet) is the source of this 1253-nucleotide messenger RNA. RefSeq names its product ribonuclease P protein subunit p38-like. The coding region runs from base 4 to 1002 and encodes 332 amino acids. The transcript has 5 exons. Gene Ontology annotation, molecular function: ribonuclease P activity; ribonuclease P RNA binding. Gene Ontology annotation, biological process: tRNA 5'-leader removal. Gene Ontology annotation, cellular component: ribonuclease MRP complex; nucleolar ribonuclease P complex; fibrillar center. The record is from RefSeq and is a predicted model, not a curated record. NCBI's taxonomy places the organism in Eukaryota, Metazoa, Chordata, Leptocardii, Amphioxiformes, Branchiostomatidae.
GUCAUGGCGGCACCAGUGUUGGAAGGGUCCGUCAGAACUUUCACUCCAAAACGCGUCUCCAAGAACCUAUUAGACUCCCCGUAUCAGCGCACAUGGCCAACUCUCGAGAAGGGCGUCACUCCAGAAAUUCUCAGCAAACUGAAAAGUGACCUGGGUGCCGUCAGCACUUAUCUCAGAAAGGAGACCUCGAAGGGAAAACGGAAACGGGCAAAGACUGCAGAGGAUGCUGGGAAGCUUGCACGCAGUGUGGAGGAACAAGAGCUGGCAAGACAGUUGAAGUCCCAGCUGGUUUUGGGCAUCAAUGAGGUGACCAAGGCCCUGGAGAAGGACCGGUUACGACUGGUCCUGGUGUGUCGAUCUGUGAAGCCAGCCCUGAUGACACAGCACCUGUUCCUGCUGAGUGCUGUCCGCUGCGUCCCUGCACUGUGCCUGUCUGGACUGAGCGAAACAGUGGCUCCCAUUCUCAACUUCAGAACCGUUGCUGCUAUGGGCUUCAAGAAAACAUCAACAGAAGAUAACAAAACUUUCGAUCCCCUGGUUGAGUUUGUGACGGCACGGACACCACCCAUCAAAAUCUCCUGGCUGAAUGUACCAGGAGGAGCAGGCAAAGAAGAGGAGGAAACAGGAAGUUCUGAUGAAGAAGACACAGAUGAAAAGGAUGGUUGUAGUAGUGUUAAAACUCAGAAGUCUGUUCCCAAGGAUGCUUCAAAAAGUGAGAUGAGUGAAGAUUUCAUUUCUUUGAUAUCAGAGGAAAACCAGGAGGUUCAACGAGAAACGGGAGGUCCAGAGAAGACAUCUGAGAAGAAAUCAAAAAGGAAAAAGAAAAGAAAGAGGGAAAUCGUCUUGGCUGAAGAGGAAGAAGAAGGAGAGGAGGGUGGCUUCCAGGCUCUGUGUGUGAAGAGGACUCAGUCUAUGCAAGAAAAGGAGUCCAACAAGAGAAAAAUGGUCUUCAAAAAGAAAAAGAAGACUGUGAUGACUGGUUUGACAGGAACGUCAAAGUAGUCCUGUCUCCAUAGGUAACCCAUAUGUAAGAUAAAUGUGAAGUCAAGGCUUGAAGUACCACCUGCAUAUGCAGGUUAGUGCAGGUAAAGUUGGGGCUGUGCAGGUAUUUCUACCUGCACCUAACCUACACCAGUCCAUGCACUGGGUUAAUACAAGUAGGUGUACAUUGAUUUUUAUUUGCUGCAUUCACUGUUAUCUCCUACGAAGUAUAAAAGAAACAGCAGUUUUUAGUAUGAUCCAUACUUUCUAAA